AUGGCUUCUGGAUUCGAAGACGAGAAGCUAAAUGCUUGCUGUCUCACUGAAUAUCGUCAAUUGCCUGGAACUCCAAGAGGAAAAAUCAUCAAGAUCACCGAUAUUAGCACUUAUCAUAUUGCAGGAACAGAUCAUGCAUCCAAAAACAAGGCAAUGGUCCUAUUAACUGCUAUAUUCGGUCUGACAAAGAACCCACGUAUCACUGCCGAUGAACUAUCUGAAAAAGCUGGUUUUGAUAUCUAUAUACCGGAUCUAUUCAAUGGUAAUCCAAUUACAUCUUCAUUUCUUCAAGGUAUACCUCAAGUUUCAGGAGAAAAGAUGUCUAUUGGUAUUAAAAAAAUAAAGACUCUUCGCUCGGAAAAAGGAACAACUAGAGUGCAAGCAGUUGGUUAUUGUUUCGGUGGUCUCUAUGCAUUGUUAGUUGGCAGCAAAGAACUUCAUCUAGCAGAUGCCAUUGUCGGUUGUCAUGUUUCACUGACCAAUAAAACUCACUAUGAACAAUUGGAUGUACCUGCGACGUUUGUCUACGCACAACAAGAGGAUCAAUUUACGGAUGCUCUUCGAGCAGAAGCUGAACAUAUUCUUGCUCGUAAGUCAGAAAUACCCAGCAAGUUUCUAUUAACAAAAGGAACAGUUCAUGGAUUCGCAGCUCGACCCGACCCUGACAAUACGACGAUUAUGAAUGCAUACAAACAAGCAAAUGACUUCAUUGCCGAAUGGCUCAAAGCUCAUCUUUAA
Molecule: messenger RNA, 738 nt
Organism: Rotaria sp. Silwood1
Lineage: Eukaryota; Metazoa; Rotifera; Eurotatoria; Philodinida; Philodinidae
Source: the annotation of a GenBank genome assembly